Molecule: messenger RNA, 4026 nt
Organism: Tilletiopsis washingtonensis
Lineage: Eukaryota; Fungi; Basidiomycota; Exobasidiomycetes; Entylomatales
Exons: 6
Coding region: 100-4026 (1308 amino acids)
Biological process (GO): DNA replication checkpoint signaling; DNA repair; replication fork arrest
Cellular component (GO): replication fork protection complex
Molecular function (GO): DNA binding
Source: RefSeq, a predicted model, not a curated record
CUCCACCCCACUCCCUCCGCGCUACCCAUCCGACCCGACCCAGCGAAAUACUCACUUGACUGCGGAACCCUAUCUCUCUACAACUGUGCCUCUGCCGGCAUGUCCGACUCCGAAGAGCUCGAGCUCUUCGAGCAGGACGACAUCGGCCUCUCGUCGGACGACUCGCGCGACGAGCGGCGCGGCGGGCACCGCUUCGGGCGCCUGGGCGCCGACAGCGACGACGAGGGCAGCCAGGCGUCCGGCGCCGAGGACGACGUGCCGGCAGAUGUCACAGACGAGGACUACCGCAUCCUGCGCGCCACCGUCGUGGACAUUGUCUCGGCGCUCGGCGGCCUGGAGGAUGUGCUGGUGGACGGCGUGGUGGAGGCGCACUACUCCAUCGGCGACGACGUGCUGCGCUGCCUGCGUGAUCUGCGUACGCUCUGGCGGCAAGACGAGGACGAUGCGUCGCGCCUUAUCCCUCGCAUCUACGCCGAGGUCAACGUGCUGGAGAAGGGCCUCGUGCCUCUGCUGCUCAAGGCCGUUGGCCUCGGAGAGCGCGGCACGAAGAUUGCGCUCGCCUGCACCGACCUCAUCACCUCUCUUACCUGGCCGAUCGACGCGAUCGCCGAGCUGCGCGCCGCGGUGGAGCAAAACGAGGACAAGGCGCAGCUGGAGCGCCUCGCCAAGCUCACUAUCCUCGAGCGUGCGCUGAUUUCAUACAAGGCAGCCAUCCUGCGCGCGCGCUCGGGCGAGACGCACGGCUCGGAGCACGAUGUGCUGCAGACGGUCAUGCUGCACAUCCUGCUGCCCUCGCUGUCAAAGCCGCGGCCGCUGCGCACGGAGCGCGACACGGGCACCAUCAGCAUGUGUCUGCACCUCUUCCGCAACCUGCUCGCCAUCAAGGACCCGCUUGCAUCGUCGCUGAGCAGCAACGAAACGAUUGCGGCGUCGCGCCUACAGAGCGACCUCGUCGUGGCGCUCGACAAGGCGCACAUCCUCGACACCCUCCUCAUGCUCGCCUCGAGCUCGGAAACGCGCGAGCUCGAGCCGUGGAACGCGGUCACCGCCGAGUGCAUCUACCAGAUCUUCUCGGGCACAAAGGCCGUGCUGCUCGUGCCGAGCGCCGACCAGACGCCUGCGGCCCCGGAGCCGCAAGUGUCCGGUGCUGCGCCCGCUGCCGUCCAGCGCAAGCCUCGCCCCGCGUCUGCGUCCGCUCUUGCGUCCUCGCUCAAUGCCGAGGCCAGCCAGCGCCGCGCCGCGCUGAUGCAGAACGGCCCGACGCGGCACUCGCGCUUCGGCACGGCGCUCACCUUCACGGGCACCGACGGCCGGCGACGCGUCUCGCGCACGCAGGCGUCGCUGCGCAAGACGUCUGAGCAGCUCACCGAGGAGGCUGCCGCUAAGCAGAAGCGCCGCCCCUCUCGCCGCAAGGCGGUCAGAGAGAAGGGCGCGGCGAGACUGAAGACGGACUGGACCAAGGAGGCACGCGCGGUGCUCACGCGCUGGGCGGCAGAGUUCCUCAGAGUGGGCUUCGAGCCCCUCACGCGCUCUGUCCUUCACGACGUGCGCAAGGAGAACGCCAAGGUCGGCAACGUUGACGAGGCGCGCGUGCGCAUCAUGCAGCUCGCCGUCUUCUUCCUCGACUUCUUCCUGCUGCAUCGCGCCGCCUCUGCGCAGCAGGUGGCAGCUGCGCGCAAGGCUCAGCAGGAGCAGGCCAAGGCAGCGGAGGCUCGCCGCUUGGACAAGGGCAAGGGACGCGCGAUUGACCCGCCGGAGCAGGGCGCCUCUGCUGUGGACGGUGCGGCGGCGGCAUCGGCAGCCCCAGCAGUGCCGGACGCACAGCCCGAAGCCACUGCCAAGAACGACUGGACCUUCGCGCUCGUCGGCUUCUGGCUCGAGCCCUGGGCCUUCAAGAUGGCUACGAUCCGCUCCGAGUUCGCACUCGAGGCCCGCGAGUGGCUCGAGUACGUGACAGCGGUGCAGCUCUGGACGGUGCUUCUGCGGCUCGUCGACUCGAUGGCGCACAGCGGCGAUGCGACGCAGCAAGACGUCGCCGAGGGUUUGCAGGCGCAGCUCUACUACGAGAAGAACACGCUGGACAUGUGCCAGCGCAUCGCGCGCAGCUACAAGAGCCAGAGCUUCUCGUGCCUUGAGGCGGUGAUCAGCUUUGCGCACACGAUGCCGCGCAUGCUCGAGCGCUACUCGUCGAACAAGGAACACCUCUUCAUCCGCGCCCGCGCUCGGGUGAAGCGCGCCAAGGCUCGCGGCGGCGCAGACGAGGCGGACCUGGCCGAGAUGCAGCAGGACGCCAACGAGCGCGCCGAGGCGACGUAUCAAGAACGCCGCUUCGAGUUUGCUCGCUUCCAGAACGAGCUGUGCAAGCCCGAGGUGGCCGAUGCAAGCCUUAACUACCUGGCGCGCUGGCGUGACUACUCUACGCCCGCCGAGCAGCUCGCCAGCGUCGUGGGCAUCAUGCAUCGCAUUGCGGUCAAGGCCGGCCGGCACGACCUCUUCUUCCCGCACGACGUGCGCCAGACCUUGAAGGCGCUGCUGUCGAGCCCGAUGGUGCCUGCAAUGGAGGCGACGGCGCCGACAACUGCGCGCGACGCGAAGAAGCUCAUCGAGUACAUCCUCAAGCGCUACGAGAAGCUCACGCCUGAGCAGCAGACAAAGUACGCCAUGGGCAAGGGCCGCACGCGCGAGCUCAAGGCCAAGAAGAUGCCGCGCGAGAUCCACGUGUCGCCGACGCGCGGCCACGUGGGCGACGUCGGCAUUGCCGUCGGCCUGCUCGCCAAGCUCGGCAAGGUGCGCGACAUCAUGUGGGUCAAGGAGGCGCUGGAGCUCGCCAGCGCCGAGCGCACCGAGAUCGUGCUCAGCACGGACGGUGCCGCCGCGCGUGCCCGCUCCGAGGAGCGCGACGACUGGGACGACCUCGACCGCCGGCGCGCGCCGCAGUCCGCGCUCGACUCGAACCACCUGCCGUCUGACGCGGCCGUCGCCAAGUUCACCUCGUUCAUCAUGUCGUAUCCGAACGCCGAGGUGGCGAACGACGGCUGCAUGCUGUCCGAGCUCAAGAUGCUCUGCCGCCUCGUCGGCCUGGAGAGCGAGAGCAGUGAGUCGCGAAACAAGAUGCGCUGGAUCGUCCCUGCAGAGGUCCCUCCGGCGCACCUCGACGCCGAGGUCGCCUACAUCGAGGAGUUCAUGCGCUCGCCGUACGACACGGAAGGCGCUGAGCUGCGCUCGUUCGUGCGUGUGGUGCCAAAGCCCCGCGCGAAGAAGACGGCCGCCGAGAGGGACGCGGAUGAGGAGGAUCCUUCGGGCUACGACACGUACGGCAGCGGCGUCGUCUCGGACAACGACGACGGCACAGAGGCGCAGAACGCCGCCCGCUCGCGCAAGGAGGCUGCGGCCGAGCUGCGCAAGUCGCGCAAGCGCAAGCCUGGCAAUGCCGCGCCUCGGCCGCGCAAGAAGAAGGCGGGCCCGACGUGGACGGCAGGCGACUUCAUCGAGGACAGCGACGAGGAGAUGGCGCAGGCGCAGGCCAUCCUCGAUGCUCGCGCCAACGCCGCACUCGCUGCCGAGGCCAACGCUUCUCGCGCCGCCGCCAUCUCGGACAGCGACUCUGGCUCGUCUGCCUCGACGCGGCGCCGGGCUCGUGGACCAGCUCGUCCGCGUCCGACAGCGCUGGCUCGCAUGGACGGCACGCACGUCUCGCCUGCACGCUCGACGCCCAGCAGGGCAGGCAGCACACCGCCGACGAGCUCGCCGGCGCGCGACUCGCCGGCGCCGGCAAAGACGCGCAAGCUGCGCCCCAGCGGCGGCCUGUUCUUCGGCGGCAUGGACUCGGACGAGGAGGAUGCGGCGAUGAGCGACGCCGAGCUGCGUGCCGACUCGCCAUCUCCGGCUGUGCGCAGCGCCACGCAGGUCAAGCGCCCGGCCAUGCUUGAGUCCGACGACGAGGCAUCGGCGCAGGAGGAGAGCGCACCCACGGCGCAGCUGGCCAAGCGCCGCCGUGCGGCCGUGCUGGACUCUGACGACGAGUAG